Suillus fuscotomentosus is the source of this 875-nucleotide messenger RNA. RefSeq lists its product as uncharacterized. The record is from RefSeq and is a predicted model, not a curated record. NCBI's taxonomy places the organism in Eukaryota, Fungi, Basidiomycota, Agaricomycetes, Boletales, Suillaceae. The transcript has 2 exons. Bases 227 to 487 code for a protein of 86 amino acids.
UGGCAGUGUUCUGCCGGUCAGUGAACCAAGUUCACGGUCAUUGACCGGAUUGCGUGGGAAAGCUGGCGAACUUCGUCGACGUUCAUCUGAACACGACUUUCAGGAGUUUCCUGGUCCUACUGUAACGAACUAUACUAUAUAUAAACGCAUGGUUUUCGUGUGUUCGGUUCAAGGGUACGUUUUAAGGCUUAGAACUCGAAGAUGGACUCCCGACUUUUGACACACCAUGAAGAUCGGCAAGAGAUCAAACCAAGGAUGGUGGUGGGAUCACUUCGUGGAGCACCCAGGUUAUGCUGUCAAAGACCCAGCUUCUAUGGUCAGUGGAAAGGCAAAGGUAGUGUGUGCAAGGCUCUAUGAGCAACGUGUUGCGCAUGAGCAGGCAAUGGAUGAGCAGCAGGUACACUUGGGCCAGCGAGAUGCACCAAGGGACGAAGUGGCAAUAGCAGGCACUCGUACGCAAGUUUGUUUUAUAGCUUUCUGUUACUAACUUAAUGUACUAGUUUGGGCUAGUGGCCCGAAUGAUCCCCAACGCAACUGAGACACUCACCCUUCUGGCAGAACUCAAGAUGUAUGUUCACGAAGAGCAUGUACGCAACGAUGUGGUCAAGAAGUGGCUUCAACGCCGGUACUGUGACACCGAGGCCACUGACAAACCAGAGCCUACUCAAGUAGUUCAUGCAGUUGGCGACAAUCUAUCAGGAGAAAGCAGCGAACGGGAGCCACGCAGCCUCGCUUUCGAGAGGCGAGGGAUAAGUGAUGUUGCAGCAGACCUUAUCCGAGCUGUUCAGGAGGAGAAGGAGAUUUCCACCACAGAAUCAAUGCACUCAGUCCCCAUUGGUGCUGCCGGUGCCGGUGGUUCAUUCUCCCGCAUUGCU